Eimeria necatrix is the source of this 1638-nucleotide messenger RNA. RefSeq lists its product as hypothetical. Gene Ontology annotation, biological process: formation of translation preinitiation complex; translational initiation. Lineage: Eukaryota; Apicomplexa; Conoidasida; Eucoccidiorida; Eimeriidae. The record is from RefSeq and is a predicted model, not a curated record. The transcript has 9 exons. Gene Ontology annotation, molecular function: translation initiation factor activity. Bases 1 to 1638 code for a protein of 545 amino acids.
AUGCUUCCGUGCAUGAUAGUGCCGUCUCCAGUAUCUCAGCUUGUGCUAAAGGGGGCCGACUUGAUGCUUCCGGGUGUCUGUCGGCCCUUAACCAUAGCUGCAGCGAGAGCAGCGGGUGUUAACUCAAUCGAGUUUGGUGAUCUCUGGGCCGUUCGUGUUGCCGGGAACGCAUUGCCCAUUGCUGUGGGGCGAGCUGUUACAAGGGCUCCCUCCUUAGAACUUUUGGGUGAAAAAGGGAAGGCCAUUGAUCUCAUGCAUCGUUUGGGAGACUCCUUGUGGAACCACGGGAAGCAGGUUGUUUUGCCCCCACUUUUCACCUCCACUCAGGUCUUCAGUGGGAGAGACGACGCGGAGUUGCUGGCGUCUUGCGGUAUGGGGCCCUCAGAGUCCUUGCCGGGGUUUCUGGCUCAACCGGAGCUGAAGCAGCAACCGCAGCAAUCAGAAGCCUCCCAUGCGGGUGCUCCUGCGAAAGAGAGCGAAGAGUUGGCCUACACAGAUGCUCCCACCCCCACGCCGGUUUCUGCGUCCCCAGCUGCUGCUGCCUCAUGUGCUGCUGCGGAGGUAGAGGAUGCAGCGGAAGGAGGGAGGCAAACCUGCCCCCCGCUUGAUUCAGGAGAGGACGCUCCCCUUAACACAUUGGAGUCAGAGCUAACCGUUGAGUUGGGGAAGUUCAUACAAGGGGCCACAAAAAAGAAGCUAAUACAGACGAAGGAGCAGAGGGGCAUCGUGUCGGUCGUGAAAAUAAACCGAUCUCAUCCCGACUACUGCAAACACACCCCUGUCCCCGAAUCACAAAAAAAGAAACUUGUGGAGAGGGCGGGAGCGUCUGCUGCUGCAACAUCUCCAACUGCUUCAGGAGCAGUAGCAGCAGGAGGAGAAGAAGGAACUCGAGAUGCACCUAAUGCUGCGGGGACUGCACGCUCUGGAGAUGAAGGUCCGCUCGUCUUUGAAUUUUGCGCACCUCCUGCGAAGUGCUGCAGAAUUUUCGCAGCAGUUGAAGUUCGCACUGGGAAGAAUGUUUUCUUUACAGCUGAGGAAUACCGGCAGGUGCUUGUGAAGUACUUCGAUGUGCAAAAUGCCAAGAAGGAGGAAGGCGAGGAAGAGACACAGGCGGCGCGAUGCACUUCGGGGAGUAGGGAAAAUACCGUUGCGAUAGAUCCUCUUUUGGCGGACGCAGUCCUGACCAAGGAGGAAAGAGAGGAGGCAAAGGCAGCAGGGCAGGAAAAAUUGGUAAUGGAUAAAGGGGAAAUAUUUGUGCGGUGGAUGGAUACUGCACAGCCUUGCCAUGCAGUCCUUAGAGAUGAGGGAGAGCUGCCACUACUUCAGGGAAGAAUCGUGCGGGGUGCAUGCAACCCUGUCCGGAUUUCAGUGGAGGAGAAGCAAGGGGGACGGAAGCACCUCACACACAUAGCGAACGUCACAAAUUUUCUGGUCGAGCCAAAAGCUGUUGCAGAAUUCUUGCAGAAGAAAUUGGCAGCAUCGGCCUCUGUUUAUGCCCCACCUGGCUCGAAGGUGGUUUCCGCUGUUUCUGUACAGGGCAACGUUGCGCGGCCAGUCGCUGAGCUGAUGAUUUCGCACUUUGGCAUUCCGAAAAAGUUCGUGGAGGUGGAGUUGAAGAAGCCGAAAAAAGGCCGUUAA